UAGGCUCCACAAUACCACAGAUAUGAUCAGCCAACAAGCCUCGGACGGCGUUGACGCUAGUGUCGGCUUUCUUUACCGUGACCGAGAUCCCAAGAAGCGUCGUGUGAAACCUGUCCAGAAACACCUCCUUCAAGUUGACUUUGGCGAAGAUGACAGUGCAGAAGACAGUGAUUUCAAGGUAGAUCCUAAUGCUGACAGUGAUGAAGAGGAAGAGGUAAUUGCUGGAAGCCAUUCUGAGAAGGAUGAGAAGAGUGAUGAGAGUGAUGAAGGUGAUGAAGAGGAGAAAGAUGAUGAAUCAGACAUGUCAGAAUCCGACUCUGUGCAGGAUUCAGAUGAAUCUGACAAUGACGACCGUCAGAGCAGCACCGAGAGUGACAGCUCUGAACCUGGUGGGAAGACGCAAGAUAUGCUGAUCUCGUGGGGGGAUGGAGAUAGUGAAGAUGAUGAAGAUUAUGUGCCACCAGACCAGCGCACAGACAGCAAGCCUCCAACACCCUCUGGCAAGGGAGAGGCUGUACCACACCGCAAGGAGGAUAUCAAGGACCGCCUCAAAUCUAUGAUCAGUGGUGAAUACACUCAAGUGGUCACUCCUGGGAAGAAGUUGAAGAUUGUCAUCUGCCAAGUUUGUCUCGGUGACAUCAGCGUAGAAGAGGAUGAAAUCGUGGAGUGUGACGGGUGUGGUGUCUCCGUCCAUGAAGGUUGCUAUGGUAUCAGUGAGAAUCAGUCCGCUGCCAGUACAGAAUCAUCUGCAAGUACUGAACCAUGGUUCUGUGAUGCUUGCAAGGCUGGUGUUGAACAACCGCAUUGCGAGUUGUGCCCUAAUCCGGGUGGAAUAUUCAAGGAAACUGAUGCCGGAAAAUGGGUUCACAUUGUCUGUGCUCUGUACAUUCCUGGAGUGGCAUUUGGUGACGUUGACAAGCUCAGUCCGGUCACACUGUUUGAGAUGUCUUACAGCAAAUGGGGAGCAAAGGAGUGUAGUCUCUGUGAAGACAUCAAGUUUAGUCGGACUGGUGUUUGUGUUGGAUGCGAUGCUGGAAUGUGUCGUACUUAUUUCCACGUCACUUGUGCUCAGCGAGAGGGUCUGUUGUCCGAGGCAUCCCCAGAGGAAGACAUUGCAGAUCCUUUCUAUGCCUACUGCAAACAGCAUGCCGAGAAACAUAUUGCUCGCAAGAAGCGAUGUAAUUGGCUGGCUCUUCAGAGGAAUAUUAAAAACUAUGCCAAACAGGAGAUUUCUGAUGAGAAAGAGAAGGAAAGAGUGCAACGGAAACUGAAGCGUCACUGUCGGAAAUAUGUCGAGUACUAUGCCAAGAAACCGCCAAGCUGGACACCAACAGAAAAGAUGCCACGCCUCCUGUCGUCUUGUCCAUCUGCCCUUCGAAGAUUGAACAGAAAAGCCGAGUUGUUGGGAAUCAACACACAGGUGGACCAAUCCACAACCAAUAAGGACACACGUAAGAAGAGUUACGUCUCUCCCGCAUUCUCUGUUGAGUAUGUCACUUAUUUUGUGGAGCGGAAUAACAAAAUCAGCACCAUGGGAAACCACACAAACGACCUCCAGCAGCAACACUCCAAGCUGAGGGAGCAAGAAGCUAUACUCCGAGCGAAAUAUGACCAGCUUUCAAAUGAGAUGACUAGCUUGAGGAACUCCAAUACAACUCUGCGAUGUGAAGGAGAGAGUUUCUGGAAGAUACUUGGAGAUAUGGCUGGCAAGAGUCUUGGAAUUCCGGAGGUGCUGAAGGUGAAGAAGUUAACAGUUCAGACAUCUCUUCCAAGAAACCCUGCGAAGAAAGAUAGUCCAACAUCUCCUAACAUUGGCGUAAUACUCCAUAAGUGUAGCCUGUGUCAGAAGACAAGUGACCAGCACAUGCUUGCACGCUGUGAUAAGUGUCGUCUCUACUCCCACCUGGGAUGCCUGGACCCUCCCCUAACGAGGAUGCCCAAAAAAACCAAACAAUGUGGAUGGCAGUGUUCUGAAUGUGCCAAGACGAGUAGUGAGGAGUCCGACACACCUGGUGUCAACCCAGAUGCUCCAAGGAAACUACGUGAGAUGAUUAAGGAGCCAUCCAAGUUUGCCCCAGAGGAAGAGCGAGUGCGGUAUCGUGGCCUGUUGGAAGCGUGUAAACCCAAACAAAAGGGAAAGAGGAGAGUACGAGUACCAAGUGAACAUAAGGAAGACUCAGACGAUGAUCAGCCACAUGAGAAGAAGAAGAAAGAUGGAGAGAAGAAAGAACAGAAGGCUGAGAAGAAGAAGAUGAUCCUGAAAGAGAAGCAGCCUAAAGAUGCAGUUCCAAAGAAAGAGAAGAUGGUUACAAGUAAAGAGGGGGAUAAACCAGCUGCCCCGAAGAGGAAACGUAAACCACAAGUGCAGCCAAGUUACUUGUUUGAGGCCGCACAACAGUUGAAGGCACCAAUGGAAUGCGUGAUUUGCCUGAAGCCUGGAGAUACAACCAACAUGGUCAGAUGUGAUGAGUGCACAUUGUGCUACCACUAUGGCUGCCUGGAUCCACCACUGACCAAGUCACCGAAACGACGAGGCUACUCAUGGCAUUGUGCUGCUUGUGACCCUGUUGGAAGGGCCUCUGAUUAUAAUGAUAAAUGCGAUGAUUCUGAUGAUGUGCCUCAUGAUGAAAAGCCAAAGAGAAAGAAGGCGAAGAGAACGCCUCCUACUGGAAAGGCGAGUGAACAGAAAGGAGUAAAGAAGGCUGAUGGAGUGAGGACGAGAUGUAAAGCUAAGGGUGGCGAUGAUGAAGAAAAACCAGGGGAGGAGGAAGAGCCUGGAAACAAAGCAGGAAAACUCAAAGGUGCUGUUAAAACAGAACCAACUUGUAAAGAAACAGUUGAAACCAAAGUUAAAAUCAGUAGAAAAGCUGCCACUGGAGUUAAAGACAGUGUGAAAGCCAAACUAGAGGACACUAUUUCCCUGAAUCCUUCAAUGACUGAAGCAGAACAAACACCAAUCCAUGAGGGUGAAAUAAAACCGAGAGACAAAAUUGACAGGAGCCCAGUUGACAAGGGUUCUUUACUGAAAGCUGGUGACAGGACUCCUGCGAAAGCUGGUGUUAGGGUUUCUGUGUCACCUGGUAAAGAUGGUUUGAGAAGUCGUACACCUACAAAGAUAGCGAAAAAAGAAUUGAAGGUCGUAGAAGACAGUGGUAGUGCUUGUAAGAGUGGCGCUAAGAUAGUAGGGCUCAGGGGUGAAAAUGAUAAAGACGAGGGUUGUCAGAAGGCAGAUAAUGUUGAAUUGGGAAAGAUUUUUGAGAAUGAUGAAAAGGUUGCUAAGAAUGAUGUCACAGAUUUAGAGAGGGCUAAUAAGGAAAACAAUGCAGUUGUUAAGGAAGAUGGGAAGGUUGCUAAGGAUAAGGGGUUGGCGAAGGGUGAUGGUAAGAUUACUAAGGAAGAUAAGAAGGUUACUAACGAAGAAGAUAGUGGGAAAAAGAUGGAUAAAAUUAAAAGCAUAAUGUGUAGUAAGGAAGUGAAGAUUGUUGUGAACAGGGAUCUUGGGAAUCAUGGGGUUGGAAAGGGAAAGAAUGGUAAAUCUGAGGAGGCGGGUUCUACUCAGAAACGAGGAGAGGGGGAGGGGAAUGGGAAAACUAAAGGCAUGGAUAGGGUUGUAACAAGGGUCACUGAAGCCGAUAAGGUGGCGACACGUGCUGAAACAUCUGAGAGUGUGGUGACGCAGGGUUCUGAGCCAGAAAGGGUUAGCACAAGGGCUUCGGGAAAGAGUGGGAACGGUAACAAGGGGGUUGAAGGAUGUAAGCAUGGAAAUGAUGACAAAGACAAGCUGCCAGAUUCGAAAGAUGAGGCUUCCAGUGUGAAGGAUUGUGGGAAAAAGAAGGAGGCAGCAAGUAUUGAGGCCACACCCAAGGAGAGAACUCCCAAGAAGGAGGGCUCUCCUAAAUUUGACGUGGCGACUUCGAAAAAGGAGUGAACAAAAUGUUACAUUUACUGAAUUCUUUGUUGUGGGAUGUGGUGAGUAUUAGUGUUGGCUAGAGACAUUGUUGUGUCUGUUGAAGUGUAAGUGUGUGGUGGUUGUACUGUCUUUUGGUUUAGACAUAGAGACGGAGCUUUCAUUCCUUGGUCUGAAAAUAAAUCCAUUUUGAUGUA
Lineus longissimus is the source of this 4104-nucleotide messenger RNA. RefSeq names its product PHD finger protein 14-like. Gene Ontology annotation, biological process: regulation of transcription by RNA polymerase II. The transcript is spliced from 22 exons. The record is from RefSeq and is a predicted model, not a curated record. Bases 23 to 3928 code for a protein of 1301 amino acids. NCBI's taxonomy places the organism in Eukaryota, Metazoa, Nemertea, Pilidiophora, Heteronemertea, Lineidae.